ACGCCCCCUCCCAUGCAGCGCGGUUCCGGAGGGUGGGAAGGAGGGGCUGGGCUCCGAGCGCCCGCCCCUCCAUCUAUCACAUGGCCGGAGAGUCACAAAAACAACAGCUUUGGCCAAGACCGUGACUUCUGGACAGGGAACCCAGCUCCGGCAGCCAGCCCCCUCCCCAUGGAGGACAGUUUGCUUGAAUCCUUUGGGAGGCUGAGCCUCCAGCAGCAGCAGCAGCAGCCGCCGCCGCCGCCGUCUCGGCUGCCGCCCCCCCGGGGGACGCCUCCGCGCCGCCACAGCUUUAAGAAACACCUCUACCUCCUGCGAGGCCUCCCGGGCUCCGGGAAAACCACACUGGCCAGGCAGUGUUCUAGAUACUUGGGAUUCACCAGUGAACAAAACAAAGAUCCUGCCCAUGUGGACCUUGUAUGCCAGAGACAAUUGCAGCAUGACUUUCCCAGGGCCCUGAUUUUCAGCACGGAUGAUUUUUUCUUCAGGGAAGAUGGUGCCUAUGAGUUCAAUCCUCACUUCCUGGAGGAAGCUCAUGAAUGGAACCAGAAAAGAGCAAGAAAAGCAAUGAGGAAUGGCAUAUCCCCCAUUAUAAUUGAUAAUACCAACCUCCACGCCUGGGAAAUGAAGCCCUAUGCAGUCAUGGCACUUGAGAAUAACUAUGAAGUUAUAUUCCGAGAACCUGACACUCGCUGGAAAUUCAACGUUCAAGAGUUAGCAAGAAGAAACAUUCAUGGAGUCUCAAGAGAAAAAAUACACCGGAUGAAAGAACGGUAUGAACACAAUGUUACCUUUCACAGCGUGCUGCAAGCAGAGAAGCCAGGCAGAAUGAGCAGAAACCAGGACAGGAACAGCGCCUCCCCUUCCCCUGGCGCGCGCUACUGGCACUCCUACGCCGAGCUCCCGGCGCGCAGGGCCCCCGGCGCCUUCACGCACCAGACCUCCUAUAACAGAAGGGGCCGCUGUCACCACGGAUACUGAAGGCCCACCGACAGCCACUCAGAAGUGUCCUCAGUUUGUAUCUCCACUUCUGGUACUUCCUCUGCGUUCCGUCUUAGUCAGAGCUCUAUUUCCAGUGUAAAUAGUCCAGCCCAGGUUCGAGCAGAGGCCGCCUCUUCAUCUUCAACACGCACCUGCUGAGGGGUCCUGCUCCCGCGGUCUGAUGCUGGGCAUCCUGCAGAUGGCUUUAAGGGAAGUGGCUUUCUCUAGGGAAAGAACUAAUUUUAAACUGGAACUUGAGAACAUUCCCAAGGACAUAAUCAAUUAGUUACACAGAUUCAUAAACAAAGUAUUUAUAUUAAAUAUAGGCUUCAGUACCAAAUUUUCUUUAUAAUUUAUUUUUUCAGAAAACACAUCUCCAUAGGGAAAGUUGGGAAAGUGAGAGGCAGGAAGUUUUAGUGCCACUGCUACUUUAAUAAUCUACGUAUCCAAAAAUGUGAGAUGUGUGACUGAUGAUGACACUGAUUUUCCUUUAAAAUGAACAGGCUGGCAAGUGUCUGUCUAAGGGAACAUGUCCUCGGAAGCAGCAGCUUGGGAAGUGAUCCCUUUAUUCUAAUGACGUAUCGUUUCUAGAAAUGUUCGUCAACUCCGCAAUAGCGCUAUCUAUAUAAACAGCUGAUAAAAAUCAAUGUCAUUAUUUAAAGUCACCCUUUUGUGUUUUAACUACCACUUUAUUAAACCAGAUUCAACUUGAAUCUUUUGGCUGUUGUGCUAAGUGUAAAUAAAACAAGCCUGCCUUCAUAAAACACCAGUUUUUAAGAGGAGUAAUUGAUUUCUAACUUUAGGCCAAUGAACAUCUGUAAUCAGUCUGCAGCUCAAACGUUUGGAGUAUAACGAUUUAACAAGAUAUAGUUAAUACAGGGAUAUGAAAAAGCCAUGCUCACUUUAAGAUGAGCAAGUCUUGAUGUUUUAUGUAGCAUUAAGACAGUAAAAUUCCACCAAAGCUCUGGAAUGUCCCUGUUACAUGACACAGAAAUUAUAUUUCCAAAUUCCAACAGAUUGGAAUUAAUUUGAUGUGAGACCAUGAUAGGUAAGACCAGGUGAAGUGUAUGCUUUAUUUAUCGGUGGCCAGCAGCUUCUUUCUAAUGUUUUGUGAAGUAUGAAGUGUCCUAUCAAAUGGUGCUUUUAUGGUUAUUAAAAAUUGUAUAUGGUAAAUUGCA
Oryctolagus cuniculus (rabbit) is the source of this 2156-nucleotide messenger RNA. RefSeq names its product NEDD4 binding protein 2 like 1 (gene N4BP2L1). The record is from RefSeq and is a predicted model, not a curated record. NCBI's taxonomy places the organism in Eukaryota, Metazoa, Chordata, Mammalia, Lagomorpha, Leporidae.